Molecule: messenger RNA, 1069 nt
Organism: Panicum virgatum (switchgrass)
Lineage: Eukaryota; Viridiplantae; Streptophyta; Magnoliopsida; Poales; Poaceae
Product: enoyl-CoA delta isomerase 2, peroxisomal-like
Exons: 2
Coding region: 57-785 (242 amino acids)
Biological process (GO): fatty acid beta-oxidation
Cellular component (GO): peroxisome
Molecular function (GO): delta(3)-delta(2)-enoyl-CoA isomerase activity; enoyl-CoA hydratase activity
Source: RefSeq, a predicted model, not a curated record
CCACAGACCACACCAACCCCGCGAGAGGGCGUGUUCCCCCCAAUCUGCCGGCAGCGAUGUGCACCCUGGAGCAGCGCGGCCGCGUGUUCGUCCUCACCCUCACAGGCGACGGCGAGCACCGCCUGGGCCACGCCCUCAUCUCCUCCCUCCGCUCCGCCGUCGCCUCCGCCGCGGAGGCCGCGGCCCGGGCGGGGCCGGGGGCCGCGCUCGUCACCGUCGGCGAGGGCCGCUUCUUCUCCAACGGGCUCGACAUCGGGUGGGCGGGCACCUCCCGCGCGCGCCUCGGGGAGCUCGUCGACGCGCUCCGCCCGCUCGCCGCCGACCUCCUCGCGCUCCGCAUGCCCACCGUCGCCGCCGUCACGGGCCACGCCUCCGCCGGCGGGUUCCUCCUCGCGCUCUGCCACGACUACCGCCUCAUGCGCGCCGACCGCGGCGUGCUCUACAUGAGCGAGGUCGACAUCGGCCUGCCCCUCCCGCCCUACUUCAUGGCCGUGCUCCGCGCCAAGAUCACCGCCGCCAACGCGCUCCGCGACGUCGUGCUCCGGGGCAGGAAGCUCAGGGCCGCGGAGGGCAGGGAGAUGGGCGUCGUCGACGCCGUCUACCCCUCCGCGGCCGAGACGGCGGCCGAGGCCUUCAAGUUUGCCGAGCAGCUCGCGGCGAGGAAGUGGGACGGUGCCGUGUACGCGUCCAUAAGAAUGUCCAUGUACCCUGAGGCCUGCAGGUCAGUUGGAAUUGUAGAGGAGAGUGACGAGGUGAAGAGGAAGCACUUCGCUUCCAAGCUCUGAAGCCGUGAUUGUGAUUCGAGUGAGGGUUUCUGUGGUGGAGAUCCCUUCACGUUCUGUAUUGGUACGUCGGCUCAGCCAGCCAUUGACACUAUCGAUGAAUCAGACAAUAUGUACAUGUGCAAACCUUGUGAUUGUGAGUUGCUUGCUUGAAGGUGGGGACUAAAUUCAUGUUUCUCUCCCCACCUUGCUGGAAAAUUUUUAAUGUGCCUGCUAGACUCUAUAGAAUUCCAAUAAGAUCACCGAUAGGUGUUCAUAUGUUGUGGUCGAGCUCGCGUUAUUUCGUA